AUGGAAAAAUUGAAGAAGUCAUGCUCCAAACAUGAGACUCGUCUCUUGUCAGGAGUCGUCGAUCCUGCAAGCCUCAGGACAACAUUCAACGAUGUGCACGCUGACCCAAAUACCAUCGAGUCACUCAAGACUUUGACUUCAUUAACAUUGCUUCGCCCUGAAGCAUUUAGCUACGGUGUGCUCGCCGCCGAUCGCCUACCCGGUCUUCUCCUCUACGGUCCUCCAGGUACCGGUAAGACUUUGCUCGCCAAGGCUGUGGCCAAAGAAUCGUCAGCCACAGUACUCGAAGUCAGCGGCGCCCAAGUGUACGAAAAGUACGUUGGCGAGGGCGAGAAGAUGGUCAAUGCCGUUUUCUCUCUCGCCAAAAAGCUGUCUCCCUGCGUGGUCUUCAUUGACGAGGCCGACGCCCUCUUUGGCUCUCGCGGCGGUGCCAACAACCGUACCACGCACCGCGAGAUCAUCAACCAAUUCCUACGCGGUUGGGACGGUAUGGAUGACCACAGCGUAUUCAUGAUGGUCGCCACAAACCGUCCCUUCGAUCUCGACGAUGCUGUACUGCGUCGUCUACCACGUCGUCUGCUAGUUGAUCUCCCUCUCGCCAAAGACAGAGAAGGUAUCUUGAAAAUCCACUUGAAGGGCGAAACUCUAGAUCCUGCCGUCUCCCUCUCCGAUCUCGCCAAAAACACUCCCCUCUACUCUGGUUCCGAUCUCAAGAACCUGUGCGUGGCAGCCGCCCUAGCCGCCGUCCGCGACGAAAACAACCUUCUCGAAGCUGCGCGCAAGAAUGGCGACUCCGAUUUCAAGUUGCCCGAACGCCGCACCCUUGCACCUUCACAUUUCGAGAAGGCGCUCACAGAGAUUUCGGCUUCGGUGUCUGAAGACAUGGCAACGCUCGGUGCGAUCAGAAAGUUUGACGAGCAGUAUGGUGAGAAGAGAGCCAGGACCAAGAAACCGGGCUAUGGAUUUGGAUUGGGAGGGAGCAGUGCUAUUGACGAGACUGGCGCUAGAGUUAGACCCGAUGAGCCCAGUCGAUAG
Molecule: messenger RNA, 1035 nt
Organism: Aureobasidium namibiae CBS 147.97
Lineage: Eukaryota; Fungi; Ascomycota; Dothideomycetes; Dothideales; Saccotheciaceae
Product: putative ATPase family AAA domain-containing protein 1
Exons: 1
Coding region: 1-1035 (344 amino acids)
Cellular component (GO): mitochondrial outer membrane
Molecular function (GO): ATP hydrolysis activity; ATP binding
Source: RefSeq, a predicted model, not a curated record